AUGGGUGAACUCCAUGUCGUCGUGUCUCCUCCCCACUGCCACACCUCCAUCGGCCUCCUCCUACGAGUGCCGCCACGGCCGCACCUCCUCCUGUGCCUCUUCCACGGCAACGGCUCGCCUUCCUCUGACGACCUGCUGCAGCUGGUGGAGGUGAUGGCGCUGCUGCAACGUAGCGUGUCGAGCUGCACUGUUGAGCGGCGGGAGCGGCACAAGGGACUGUUGCCUCCUCCUCCUUCCCCCUCCCAUUCACCCUUCGCUCCCUCUUUGUGCCUCUCUAUCUGUUCCUCUGGCUCUGGAUGUGUGUGUGGUGGGAGGGAGGGUGCCAUGGGUGCAAGCAGUGCGGCACAAUUCUGGACGCCAGGGAGGGCCGCUGUGGCGAGUGGGCCAUUGCCUUCACCCUCUACUGCCGGGCUCUGGGCUAUAAUGCUUGACAGGGUUGUGUAUUGCAUGCUCUGCCUGCUAUGCUCUGCCUGCUAUGCUCUGCCUGCUAUGCUCUGCCUGCUAUGCUCUGCCUGCUAUGCUCUGCCUGCUAUGCUCUGCCUGCUAUGCUCUGCCUGCUAUGCUCUGCCUGCUAUGCUCUGCCUGCUAUGCUCCUCCUGCUAUGCUCUGCCUUCCUAUGCUCUGUCUGCAGGUGGGGGCAGGCGAUGGUCUGCUGGCCUGCAAGCUGCAGCAGUGCUUGCAGGAGGAGGGUCUAAGCAGGCCAAUGAUGACGAGAAGGGCAAUGCAAUGGAGGGAGAUGGGGAUGGGUGGUUGCAAUGCAAGUGGAGUGUUAUUGGAUCAGCCAGUGGCAGAUGGGGCGAACUGACGAGCGCUGUAGCUGCACUUGCUACUCGUUCACUCUGGCGUUAA
Molecule: messenger RNA, 849 nt
Organism: Closterium sp. Naga37s-1
Lineage: Eukaryota; Viridiplantae; Streptophyta; Zygnematophyceae; Desmidiales; Closteriaceae
Source: the annotation of a GenBank genome assembly